ACUCAGUAUUCAUUCAAAUGGGUAUUUGGGACGCACACCACCCAGAAAGAACUUUUUGAUAUUGUUGCUAAUCCCUUAGUAGACGACCUCAUUCAUGGGAAGAAUGGUCUUUUAUUUACCUAUGGCGUGACAGGAAGUGGAAAAACCUAUACGAUGACAGGGUCUCCGGGGUCCGGAGGCCUGCUUCCUCGUUGCUUAAACAUGAUCUUUAACAGCAUAGGGUCAUUUCAAGCAAAACGUUGCGUAUUUAAGACUAAUGAUAGGAACAGCAUGGAAAUUCAGUGUGAAGUCGAUGCCUUGUUAGAACGGCAGAAAAGAGAAGCCAUGCCCAUUCCAAAGACCCCCUCUAGCAAGCGACAAGCAGAUCCCGAAUUUGCAGAUAUGAUAAAUGUGCAAGAAUUCUGCAAAGCAGAAGUUGAUGAGGACAGUGUCUAUGGAGUAUUUGUCUCGUACAUUGAAAUCUAUAAUAAUUACAUAUAUGAUCUACUGGAAGAAGUGCAGUUUGAUCCCAUAAAGCCCAAACUCCCACAAUCUAAGAUGCUCCGAGAAGAUAAGAACCACAAUAUGUAUGUUGCAGGAUGUACCGAGAUCGAAGUGAAAUCUACGGAGGAGGCUUUUGAAGUUUUCUGGAGAGGUCAGAAAAAGAGACGUAUUGCUCACACCCAUCUGAAUAGAGAGUCCAGUCGCUCACAUAGCGUGUUCACCAUUAAACUUGUCCAGGCUCCUCUGGAUGCUGAUGGAGACAAUGUCUUACAGGAAAAAGAGCAAAUUACUGUAAGCCAGCUGUCUCUGGUAGAUCUUGCUGGAAGUGAAAGAACCAACCGUACUAAAGCAGAAGGGAACAGACUCCGCGAAGCCGGAAACAUUAAUCAGUCCUUGAUGACACUAAGAACAUGCAUGGAAGUCCUGAGAGAGAAUCAGACAUAUGGAACGAACAAGAUGGUUCCGUAUCGAGAUUCAAAGCUAACCCAUCUAUUCAAGAACUACUUCGAUGGAGAGGGGAAAGUUCGGAUGAUCGUGUGUGUGAAUCCAAAGGCUGAAGACUAUGAAGAAAGCUUGCAAGUCAUGAGAUUUGCUGAGGUAACCCAGGAAGUCGAAGUAGCGAGACCAGUAGACAAGGUGAUAUGUGGCCUGACACCAGGGAGACGGUACAGAAACCUGCCUCGGGGAGGCCCAAUUGGAGAUGGUACGAUUUGGUGUUAUAUCAUUGUUCAUUUGUUUGUCUUUCUAUAA
This is a messenger RNA of Grammomys surdaster, 1233 nucleotides long. RefSeq names its product kinesin-like protein KIF23. Gene Ontology annotation, biological process: microtubule-based movement. The annotation marks the transcript as partial. Gene Ontology annotation, cellular component: nucleus; kinesin complex; microtubule. The record is from RefSeq and is a predicted model, not a curated record. The transcript is spliced from 10 exons. Gene Ontology annotation, molecular function: ATP binding; microtubule binding; ATP hydrolysis activity. Lineage: Eukaryota; Metazoa; Chordata; Mammalia; Rodentia; Muridae.